AUGAUUUCCACGGUUCCCAAAGGACUAUGCACAACAUGCAAGGGCAUACUAGAUAUAAUACGGGUAACUGGAUGGUACAAAAACCUUACAUAUCACCAAUCACUCUCAUCUUUGAGAAGUUCAGCUGAAAUCGCUUGUUGUAUAUGUGCGCUUGCGUUUAGUCGGCUAUACAACAGGGACUCUGACUCUUCUGAUCUUCCGGAAACGUUAUUCCCCAUUGAUUGCCAAUCAGACACAUCCUCGGCAAGCUGGCAACACUCAUUCGAAUUGGUCUUGCAAUCACAGACUGCAGCGAGCUUCAGAUUGCGGUUUUACUUUGGAAUUAUUGAGAACCCUCAGGGCGGCUAUGCCCAUUACGAGCCUUCAGUAUCUACAGACUCUCCAGAGACUUGGGAUCUGAUUGAACAUUGGACAUUCCGAGAUGCAGUCAAGAUCGCCCGAAAGUUCCGCUUGUGCUAUCUUUGCAUUGAUUCUUUAUGCAUAAUUCAAGACGAUAGCGACGACCGGAUCCGUGAAGCUGCUUCCGUGAGCAAUGUAUACCAGUACUCCUUCAUUAACAUAGCUGCCACAGGCGCAAGCGAUAGUUCUCAGGGAUGCUUUUGCGAGAGAAAUCCGCAGGAGGUAGUACCGACGGAACUUGAUAUAUGUUGGUCGAAUCACCGAGGAAGAAAAACCAGGUACCUUGUUGUACCAGCACCUAGCCUCUGUACCAGAAAGCUUACGGAAAAGCCACUGAACAGACGUGUAUGGGUACUACAAGGACGAAUCCUUUCACUCCGUGUUUUACAUUUUGGGCAUGAGCAGGUUUUUUGGGAAUGUCGAGAGUUAUCCGCAUGUGAAACCUACCAUGACAGACUACCUGUCGCUUUGUGUGGAGAUCCACUGAUCGGCAUUAAGAAACUACAGCUUGGAGAUGAGACCAAGGACGAACGCUGGCCCAUAGAGUAUAUCUCAGAAGCCUCAAAAUAUGAAACGAUGAUGGAAGGAAUACGGAAUAGCCUCAAGAUAAUGUUCCGGCCUAUUAUUAAGCGAGAAGUUACUCUCCAUGCCCAAAUGAAGAGCUCAUCAGCAUUUCGAGAUUGGGAUGCAGUGAUGGAACUGUACUCAAUGUCAAGUCUCACCUACUCCAAAGACAAACUUAUAGCACUGGCAGGUAUUGCAAAUAGCAUAUCAGUUUCCGGUUCAGGCGAACCUGGAGACGAAUAUCUUGCAGGUAUGUGGCAAUCAUCACUGCCGGUGUAUCUUUUAUGGAAACCCAGGAUAUCUGAGACCCCUCAGGGAGGGCUAUCCGAAAAGUCCUGGGCCUCCAUCCAAGACAAGAUAUCGUUUGCGUGGUGCCAGCAUAACUACGAUUCGAACGACUACCCGGUAACACUUGAAGAAGCAAGCAUGUCUUAUGAUAGUGUCUAUCGCUUCGGUCAGGUCAAUUCUGGAUUUAUAGGACUCGUUGGACCAGUUACGUCAAUUCUCUGGGUUACUGAGAAUCCUUUUCAUUCCGCCAAACCCAAGACCGCGAGGAUCACGCACGUCUUUCUACAGCACUUGAAUCGCAGUGAUUCUGUCUCCAUCCCUCCAGACUCUGACACGGAGCAAGAGAUUUUCUUUGAUAUGGCUAUGGAAGAAGUACCCGAGCAGCUCACAUUGUUGCCCAUUAUAGGAAUCACCAAGAAGACUGCACAUGAGAAUGAAGCGGUCAUUGAUCUAGUGCUAGACUCGUCAGCCGAAAAAAACAGGUUUCAACCUACCAGUUUCUUCUAUACUACAAGAACGCAAGUUAGGAGAAUCCUUAGAAACAUGCCACGAAAGCCUGUUAUAAUAGUCUGA
Bipolaris sorokiniana ND90Pr is the source of this 1824-nucleotide messenger RNA. RefSeq lists its product as uncharacterized. The record is from RefSeq and is a predicted model, not a curated record. NCBI's taxonomy places the organism in Eukaryota, Fungi, Ascomycota, Dothideomycetes, Pleosporales, Pleosporaceae. The coding region runs from base 1 to 1824 and encodes 607 amino acids. The transcript is spliced from 5 exons.